Molecule: messenger RNA, 1006 nt
Organism: Phalaenopsis equestris
Lineage: Eukaryota; Viridiplantae; Streptophyta; Magnoliopsida; Asparagales; Orchidaceae
Product: heat stress transcription factor B-4b-like
Exons: 3
Coding region: 103-876 (257 amino acids)
Biological process (GO): regulation of transcription by RNA polymerase II
Cellular component (GO): nucleus
Molecular function (GO): DNA-binding transcription factor activity; RNA polymerase II cis-regulatory region sequence-specific DNA binding
Source: RefSeq, a predicted model, not a curated record
GAGAGAUAGAGAGCUACAAAUACUAUUGCAUAUGUUACUCAAAGAAGAAAACCUGUAGUAGCAAGAUAGCUGCUAACUUCCAUUUUCUUCUUCUUCCUCUCCAUGGCUUUCUUGGUAGAGAAAUCAUGUAGUGAUGUGGUAGUCUCUGUGAACUCUCACAAGCCAAUUCCAGCACCAUUCCUCACCAAAACCUACCAACUUGUUGACGAUCCAUCUACUGAUCACAUUGUCUCUUGGGGAGAAGAUAACAACACAUUCAUAGUAUGGAGACCUCCAGAUUUUGCAAAAGAUCUCCUUCCCAAAUACUUCAAACACAACAACUUCUCUAGCUUUGUGAGGCAGCUCAACACCUAUGGAUUCAGAAAGAUAGUUGCAGAGAGGUGGGAGUUUGCAAAUGAGUUCUUCAAAAAAGGAGAGAAACAUCUACUCUUAGAAAUCCACAGGAGAAAGACCAAUCAUUUUCAUCAUCAUCAAAAACAUAAUUACUUCCAUUACUCAUCACCAUCUUUGCAAUGCUACACAGAAUUCAUCAGCCAGGAGGAGCCGCCACCCCCGCCGGCGGUGCUCGCCACCACCCUCGACAGCACCGGUUUCCUCUCGGCCCUCUCGGAGGACAACCUUAGGUUGAGGAGGAGGAACUCUCUCCUCCUCUCAGAGCUCACUCAUUUGAAGAAGCUCUAUAGUGAUAUCAUUCAUUUCCUACAGCAUCAUGUAAGCACAGUGCACACAUACAGGCAUGGAAUGCUCAUAGAAAUGGCUACAGAAGAACAGCCUCAGUGCUCAUUAACCAUUAAAGGAGAGGAGGAAGAUGAGGAGGACGGACAUGACUGUGCUGUUAAACUCUUUGGUGUUCCAAUUUAUGGCAAAGAGCUAUGAGGCAUUGAAAGCAAGUGGUUGAUAAAGUGAAGUAGCAGUAAAAGAAGUUAAUUUAAGUUUUGUGUGAAUAAGCCUUAGCUUGUAGCUCUCUUGUUAGCUCCUGCUGAUUCAGACUAGUACUUAUUUGCUG